AGAUUAUUGUUAUUUUUAAUGAAAAAUUAUGAAUUACAUCCUCAUCCUCUUCCCUUGAAUAUAAGAUAUGACAGUAUUUUGAAGAUGGUUGAUAUAAUAUCCAAGGGUUUCUACAAGAGUGUGUCAUUGUAAACUAGAGAGAGAGAAAGGAUACAGAUAUUGGUAGUCUUAAGAGAAUUGUAAAGAGUCAGAAUUAGAAUCAGUUGUAAAAUCAACAUGGCCAGAGAACCUAUUUAUAUCAAUGUUUAUGACAUGUAUUGGAUCAAUGAAUAUACAGCACCAAUAGGACUAGGUGUAUUCCAUUCUGGUGUGGAAGUUUAUGGAAUAGAAUAUGCUUAUGGUGGACAUCCGUUUCCAUUCUCUGGUUUAUUUGAAAUAGCACCAAAAGACACAGAAGACCUUGGUGAUCAGUUUAAAUUCAAGGAAUCGAUAUUAAUUGGUUAUACAGAUUUUGCACAGGAAGAUAUAAAGAAUUAUGUUGAACAGCUGGGGAAGGAAUACCGUGGUGAUCAUUAUCAUUUACUAAACAAAAAUUGUAAUCAUUUUUCUGAUGCAUUAGUUCAGUUUAUGUGUGGUAAAGAACUACCAAGCUGGGUUAACAGAUUAGCAUAUAUGAGUUCCUGUAUUCCAUUUAUAGAAAAAGCUAUUCCUAAAGAAUGGCUUACACCAAAUGCUCUCAAGGCAGCUAUGCCCUCGCCAACCGAAGAAUCUGCACCCCAAGCAAGAAGCAGUAAGAGAUGACAGGCUUUAUGAAUUGUUAUUCCUUGUUGGUUUUUUUUUUUGGAAG
Messenger RNA from Lottia gigantea (owl limpet), 787 nucleotides. RefSeq lists its product as hypothetical. Bases 217 to 741 code for a protein of 174 amino acids. Lineage: Eukaryota; Metazoa; Mollusca; Gastropoda; Lottiidae. Gene Ontology annotation, molecular function: deubiquitinase activity. The transcript has 6 exons. The record is from RefSeq and is a predicted model, not a curated record. Gene Ontology annotation, biological process: protein deubiquitination.